Schistosoma turkestanicum is the source of this 2574-nucleotide messenger RNA. The record is from the annotation of a GenBank genome assembly. Lineage: Eukaryota; Metazoa; Platyhelminthes; Trematoda; Strigeidida; Schistosomatidae.
AUGGAUGAUGUAUUAAGUUGUACAUUAGUAAAAGAUGAAGAUGAAUCGUCUUCAUGUCAAACUGGUCCACAAGAAGAUCUGAACAAAGAUGAUGAUACCAAUGAUACAGAUAUUACGAAAGAUUUUGAUGAUCCUGAACCACCGAAUAAAAUCACACACAUUAGUACAACAGCCGGAUUCAAUACUGUUACAACAACACCAACAUCACGACCAACACGUAUUUCUACUACUAAUAAUAGUAUUAGCAGUAGUAGUAGUAGUAAUAUUCAUGCAUCAGCCUCAGCGCAUGGUGUUGCUGGUGGUGGGAGCAGUGAACUAGGAGGCAUUGGGAAAUCGCUGUUUGAUCUGGAUGAAGAUAAUGAAACAACCGGUGAUGCAAUGGAUGGAAGUAUCAAUGAAUAUCAUUCGAAUAGUAUGGGUGGAGUUGGUGAAAUGAAUUAUGCUCAAACUAUGGCCAAUGGCGACGAUAAUAAUAAUAAUACAAGGUAUCAUCGACAAGGCAUCACUACUACUACUACUAUUCAUACCGAUUUAAGUGUGAUUGAACAAGCACAUUGUAUAGUGAUACCAUCUUAUUCCGCUUGGUUUGAUUAUAAUGCUAUACAUGGCAUUGAACGUCGUGCAUUACCGGAAUUUUUCAAUGGACAAAAUAAAAGUAAAACACCGGAAGUGUAUUUAGCUUAUCGUAAUUUUAUGAUUGAUACGUAUCGUUUAAAUCCUCAGGAAUAUCUUACAUUUACCGCAUGUCGACGUAAUCUCACAGGUGAUGUUUGUUCCAUUCUCCGUGUACAUGCAUUUCUUGAACAAUGGGGUUUAAUUAAUUAUCAAGUUACUGCACCAUUAACUUCAACAACCACAACAACAUCAGUAAAUAAUUUAAAUGGUAAUUCUAUCACUUCUACUGGUGUUGGUGGUAGUAGUAGUACUAAUAACAGUAGUGCGGCGGAAGCAUCACGUCUUGCAGUGGCUGCAUGUUUAGGACCACCAAGUACAGCACAUUUUCAUAUAUUAGCUGAUAGUGCCAGCGGUUUACAACCAAUCGGUACACAAAAUUUAGCUGGUACUACUAAUUCAAUCAUUCCACCGACGUCUAAUACUACUACUACUAUCAAUACUACUAAUAAUAACAAUAAUAGUAGUAAUACUACUACAAUUUCAACUGAUGCAAAUCAAUCAACUAACAAUAAUAAUAAUGGGAAUGGGAAUGAUACUGUUUCAUUAAUCAAUACAACAAAACAAGAAUCACAAGGAAUUGAUGAUGUUCCUUCAACAACCACAACAUCCACAACACCAACAUCAUCGUCGACAACAUCCGCAGCAGCCGCCGCCGCAACAACAACAACACCGUCGUCGUCGUCGACAACAACAAUCACACCAACACAAACAUCAACAUGCCCUGUUACAACACCGAACAAUUCAAAUGGUGGUGUACCAUUGUUAUCUUUGAAUAAUAAUAAUAAUAAAUCAUCCUAUCUUAUUGGUGAUCCAAAUCUACGCAUUGAUCAACAAUAUUUUAAUAAUGCUAGCAACAUGACAAAAGCUGUCAAUUCAACUGCUGACAAUCGUAGUAAUCCUUCAUUGAUCAGUGGUAAUAAUAAUAAUACUGGUAAUUAUGCAACAACACAAUCAGAUUCAACUGGACAAAUCUUUGGUGGGGGUGGUGGUGUAAAUAAUAAACUCAUUAAAGGUGUUACACAAAAUGGUUGGAGUGAUCAAGAAACUUUAUUAUUGCUAGAAGCUUUAGAAAUUUAUCGAGAUGAUUGGAAUAAAGUUGCUGAACAUGUUGGCAGUCGUACACAAGAAGAAUGUAUUCUUCACUUUCUACGUCUACCUAUUGAAGAUGCUUAUUUAGAAGGUUCCGACCCCAUAUUAAAUUUAACAUCAUUAGCUAAUGCAAGUCAUCCAGUGCCACCAUUUUCAAAAUCAGCUAAUCCUAUUUUAUCAACUGUAGCAUUUCUAGCCGCUGCUGUUGAUCCACGCGUGGCAUCGGCUGCAGCUCAAGCAGCACUUAUGGAAUAUGCUAAAAUGCGUGAUGAAGUACCAGCCAGUCUGUUGCGUGAACAUAAAGCACGUGUUGAAGCCGCCGUGAAGCUGGGUCAUCAUGUGGAUCCACAAAAAUUCGGUUUAGAAGAAGUUGGUGGAAUGAAUCAGUUCACUACAACGACCACGAUGACGACUGAAUCAUCAGAGAAAUUGUUGAAUAAUAAUAAAUCAGCACAGCAAUUGAUGAGCACCGAGAAAAUGCCGCUAGUGGUUGAAGAUGAUAGUAGUCGAUUGUCAGUGGAUAAUGAAUUGAAAGAAACUACUGAUCAUAAAGAAAUUCAUUCAAUAGAUACAUCCACAACAACACAGACGACAACAACAACAACUAUGCCUACUGAUAAUGAAAAUAAAAUUUCUGAAAUUACUAUAACACAAAAAUUAGACAAUACUUAUAAAAUUGAAGAAAAAUCUGAACCAAUGAUUAUUGAAGAAGCUGAACAACAGCCACCACCACUACAGCCACCACAGCCAGCAGCAAGAUUCCACAGAUCUACAACAACCAACUGCAACAACAACAGCAAUGAUCAAUAA